AUGGUUUCCCUCCUUAAAGAUAAUCCUCUCUAUAACGAUGUGGAACCUAUAUAUUCAACUGAAGAGGAGUUAGCUUGUGUUAAAAUUGCUCUCUCUGAAGAAUUCAUUGAUAGAUUUGCUUAUAUGCGAGCAUUAAUAGAUGCUGGAGAGUAUUCAAAAAGAUCUUUUGAUUUAACAACAGAAUGUAUACAACUUAACUCAGGAAAUUAUUCUAUAUGGAAAUUUAGAAGAGACUGCCUCAAAAAAUUAAAUUUAGAUUUAAAUGAGGAGUUGCAAAUGAUUUCUGAGGUAAUUCGUGAAAAUCCUAAAAAUUACCAGGUUUGGCGUCAUCGUCAAGAAAUUGUCCAACAUCUUGAUGACUACUCACAUGAAACAUCAUUUCUCCUUGAUAUUAUAAAAGAUGAUGAUAAGAAUUAUCAUGCCUGGCAAUAUAGAGUAUGGUUAUUAAAAAACGAAAAACUAAAGUUUAACAGUGAAAUUACUUUUACAAAUUAUCUUUUGGUACAAGAUUUAAGAAACAAUUCUGCUUGGCAUUAUCGUCAAGUUGUUUUUUCUGAAUCAGGCAAACUUGAAAAUGAUGAAGAGUUAUACAAAAGUGAGGUAGACUUUGUAUUAGAUGCAAUUAAAACUGUUGAUAAUAACGAAAGUGCCUGGAAUUACUAUUUUUGGUUGUUUACUUUGUCAAAAGAUAAAGAAAGUAUAAUUAAAUAUUUAGAUUUUACCAAAACAUUAGAUACAGAAAGUUCCCGUGUCCAGAAAUAUAUAUUCUUUAUUAAAGUUUACUCAAGAUUAUUAAAUAGUAAAGAUACUAAACUAAUGGAAAUAGAUGAAUUGAAAAAAGAAAUUAAAAAUUGUUGUAAUAUGUUAAUACAAUAUGAUUUAACCCAUACUCGUUAUUGGGAAAAAAUAAUUCAAUCAUUAAAGAUGUAA
This is a messenger RNA of Strongyloides ratti, 930 nucleotides long. Its product is annotated as Protein prenyltransferase, alpha subunit repeat-containing protein. The coding region runs from base 1 to 930 and encodes 309 amino acids. Gene Ontology annotation, molecular function: protein farnesyltransferase activity; CAAX-protein geranylgeranyltransferase activity. Gene Ontology annotation, cellular component: protein farnesyltransferase complex; CAAX-protein geranylgeranyltransferase complex; cytoplasm. The record is from RefSeq and is a predicted model, not a curated record. The transcript is spliced from 2 exons. NCBI's taxonomy places the organism in Eukaryota, Metazoa, Nematoda, Chromadorea, Rhabditida, Strongyloididae. Gene Ontology annotation, biological process: protein farnesylation; protein geranylgeranylation.